This is a messenger RNA of Effrenium voratum, 1638 nucleotides long. The record is from the annotation of a GenBank genome assembly. NCBI's taxonomy places the organism in Eukaryota, Dinophyceae, Suessiales, Symbiodiniaceae.
AUGGCGCUCUUCAACGCGAAAAAGAAAUGGCAGGAAGCAGAGGCCAAGGUGCGCAUUGGCGCAGGAAGGUCGAGAAAAAAGCCAAAACAGCCAGAGCAAGACAAUCUUCCUGAGCGAGAGCACUGGGAGGCAGCUCUCCGCUAUGACUGGAAGAAUCUGACGGAUGCUCCAUCAAAUGUCAAAGCUGAUGUUCGCUGCGUCGAAAUUGCUGUGAACCAGACGUGGAAGGCCUUGGAGUAUGCAUCCGACGGGAUUCGUGAUGAUCCAGUCGUUGUACUUCCGGUUGUCAAGAGCUGUUGGUGGGCUCUUGAGUUCGUGGGCGAGAGUGCUCGAGGGGAUGAUGAAGUGGCGAUUGCGGCUCUGCAGCAAAACGUUCAUGCGUUUGAGUAUUUAUCUACGAAGCUGCGGAAGGACUUGAUUGUUGUUAAGGAAGCUGCGCGGUGCGACGGAGCUGCUCUGCGCUACGCAUCUGAGGAGCUGCGCAGCCAUCGAGGUCUUGUGGAGGAGGCAGUUCGACAAAGCGGAGGUGAUGCGUUGCAAUAUGCAGCUGACAGUCUUCGCAACGAUCCGGCCUUGGUGCUCCAGGCAUUGAGAGCGCCAAAGGGUUCGUCCACGGCUUUGGCGUAUUCAGCAGAGCUGGCAGCAAAUCGAGAAUUCGUCAUGCAAAUUGUGCAGCAAGAUGGACUCAGCUUGCAAUACGUUGCGCCUAGCCUGAAGGCAGACCCCAGCGUAGUGUUGGCUGCCAUCCAGCAGAAUGGCGAGGCCCUCCAGUUUGCUCCAGAGAAGUUUCAAGACAGUCGCAAGGUUGUGGAGGCUGCAGUGCAGCAAAACCCCAAAGCCCUUCGCUUUGCCUCUGACGACUUGAGGUCCGAUGAGGAGCUGGUGAAAGAGGUUGCGAAAAGUGAUGGUUCUGUGCUCGAGUUUGCUGCGGACACGAUGCGUGGCAACAGGCGAGUUGUGACGAAAGCUGUGGCUCAGACCUGGGAAGCGCUGCCUUUCGAGCAGGUCGAAGGCGGUCUUUCAAGGGAGCUUCUACUUGGAGCAGUCAAGCAGGACUGGAAGGCCAUACAGGAAAUCUUGCAGAAAGAUCCAAAUGUGGAAGAGGACUUUUUACUUGAACUGGCGGAAAUCAAUCCGGAGAUCGUAAGGGCUGAGCAGUUAUGUGACAAUGCCGCAGUGGCCCGCGUGGCUGUCUCUGUGAAUGGUCUGAUGAUGAGCUACUUGGACGAAGAUUUGCAAGCUGACUUUGAGCUGGCAUCCAUUGCUGUGCAGCAGAAUCCUGAUGCUAUGGACGAAGUUCAUCCAUGCCUUCGACAUGAGAAAUAUUUGCUGCAGAUACGCGCAGAUGGCUUGCGGAGAAGAUAUCGCAUGGAGCUGCGAAGGCAAAAGGCUGAAGCUGCACGUGCAGAGCAGGAAGAAUGUGAGUCGUCCUCUGCUGGUGAGGAGGAAGACUUGCAAGAAGGUGAGUCUGCUGCAAGUGCAGAACAGGAAGAAGCCCAAGAUUCAGGUGAAGCAACCACCGGUGUUGACGUUGUUGAACAUGCGGAAAUCCAUGCAAGUGAAGGUGGGGAGUCCAGUGUCGGCACUGAAGAUGACGCAGUUGACGUGCCACAUGCUGGUGAAGAGCCUGGCAGCUGA